This is a messenger RNA of Nymphalis io (European peacock), 1776 nucleotides long. Its product is annotated as cytochrome P450 9e2-like. Gene Ontology annotation, molecular function: oxidoreductase activity, acting on paired donors, with incorporation or reduction of molecular oxygen; iron ion binding; heme binding. The transcript has 11 exons. The record is from RefSeq and is a predicted model, not a curated record. Lineage: Eukaryota; Metazoa; Arthropoda; Insecta; Lepidoptera; Nymphalidae. Bases 120 to 1721 code for a protein of 533 amino acids.
AAACGUGCUAAAAUUACAUUUAUUAUCUUAAGUUCCUCGUGCGAACAGCACGUGAAAUUUGUUUUACAAUUUUUGCGACUUUAUUUGUAGUGUCUUUUAGGUGUACUGCGUAGUUGAAUAUGAUCUUACUAAUAUGGACCGUCGUGCUGGUCAUGGUGCUGACACUGUUUUUCCGUCAGACAUAUUCCAAGUUUAGUAAACAUGGUGUCAAGAACUUGAAGAUUGUCCCUUUUUUCGGCAAUAUGUUGAAAGUAUUUUUACGCAAAGAACAUUUCGUUGUUGAAAUGGAGAAAAUGUACAAACAAUUUCCAAAUGAAAGAUUUGUAGGAAGAUACGAGUUUAUCAAGCCGAUGAUUGUACUUCAAGAUCUUGAACUAAUAAAAAAUAUUACUAUAAAAGAUUUCGAACAUUUUCUUGAUCAUCGAGGUUUUACUGACGAUUCAGUUGAGCCACUGUUCGCAAGAAAUUUGUUCUCAUUAAAAGGACAGGAAUGGAAAGAUAUGCGUUCAACUCUGAGCCCAGCGUUCACGAGCUCUAAAAUAAAAUUGAUGGUACCUUUCAUGGAGGAAGUGGGCGAGCAAAUGAUACGAGCGAUAAAGAAAAAACUUAAGGAAUCAGAAAAUGGAUGUAUUGAGGUAGAUGUCAAGGACCUAACAUCACGUUUCGCGAACGACGUAAUCGCUUCCUGCGCAUUUGGUCUGAAAGUAAAUUCCCACACUGACGAAGAAAACCAAUUUUAUGAAAUGGGAAAGACAGCUUCUACGUUUAAAUUUCGACAAAUGUUGCUCUUCUUUGUUAUAUCUGCUUUUCCGGGUCUUGCAAAUAUAUUAAAAUUGAAAUUAUUCUCAAAUGAAACUAAGAGGUUCUUUAUAGACCUAGUAAUGGGCACAAUGAAAGACAGAGAAGUUCGUAACAUAAUCAGACCUGACAUGAUUCAUCUACUCAUGGAGGCUAAAAAAGGUCAACUAUCACACGAUGAAAAAAACGGUAGUAACAACGAACAAGAUACCGGCUUUGCUACUGUAGAAGAAUCGUCAGUUGGGAAAAAAACCAUCAAUAAAGUUUGGUCCGACACCGAUCUCAUCGCUCAAGCUGUGUUAUUUUUCAUUGCUGGCUUUGAAACAAUAUCAAUCGCAAUGUCCUUUACUCUUCAUGAGCUGGCAGUUCAUCCUGAGAUCCAGGAGCGCCUGGCAAAAGAGAUCAAGGACUAUGAUGCUAAAAAUGGUGGUAAGCUGAACUUCAGUUCCAUCCAGAACAUGGCGUACUUAGACAUGGUAACGUCUGAAGCACUUAGACUAUGGCCACCAGUUUUAGCUCUGGACCGAAUUUGUGUUAAAGACUAUAAUAUGGGAAAACCUAACCCUUCAGCGACCAAGGAUUAUUUUAUGCGUAAAGGAGAAAUCCUUUCAAUACCGGUUUGGAGUAUUCAUCGUGAUCCUAAAAUAUUUUCGAACCCAAACAAGUUUGACCCUGAACGAUUCUCCGAAGACAACAAGCACAAUAUUAAUCCCAUGACGUACAUGCCUUUUGGUGUUGGUCCACGAAACUGUAUAGGUUCAAGAUUUGCUCUUUGCGAGCUAAAGGUGUUGCUGUACCAAAUUCUGCUUCAUACAGAAGUAUUAGUAUCGGAAAAAACUCGAAUUCCUGUUAAACUGGCACCCGAGUCAUUUAAUCCUCGAAUUGAUGGCGGUCAUUGGUUAAAAUUCAAGGCUCGUAAAUAAGUGCAAUAUUAAUGUUAAUGUAUUUUUUUGAAAAAUAAAAGUUAAUUAUUUGAAA